GAAACGGACGGACAUUUCUGUGGCGUAGAUAUAGUUUGUUGAGUCGAGGUCAUAGAGCGUUUUUCCGUAAUGCUGUAAAAUUAUAGAAAAUCCUGCAAAAAUAAAAAUCCUUAGUGAAACAUUUUUCGGUCGAAUUUCAAAAUUUCCAUACUUUGGUGCGUGUCCUAGAAUGGAUUCCAAGACCAAAAACACUCAGAAGAAGCUUCAGUUGGCUCUGCGGACGGAAUCGCCUGUUAGCGACGAUGAAGAUCAGCGUAAACGUCAAGAGUCUGUGAUGAAAAAUAGUGGCUACACCGUGCAGGAGAUGAUCGGAACCGGAGCGUUUUCCAACGUCAUGAAAGCAUUCAGCAAAACGCAUAAUCAAACCGUUGCAGUGAAGGUUAUUUCCAAGCAGAAAGCUAGCAAAGAUGUUCUGACCAAGUUUCUCCCGCGGGAGAUCGAUUUGGUGACGAAACUUAAACACGUGAAUUUGAUCCGGUAUCACGAAUGCAUCGAAACCACCCUGAGAUAUUACAUCGUGAUGCAGUAUGCUGAAAAAGGUUCCUUGCUGCAACUCAUACGCAAAGAAAAAUAUCUAGCAGAAGAGCGAGCCAGAUCAUAUUUCAGUCAACUUCUCAACGCCGUGGAAUACAUCCACAGUAUGGGAGUCGUUCAUCGUGACAUCAAGUGUGAGAACAUUGUCUUCGAUGGAAGCUUUACGCUUAAGUUGAUUGACUUUGGGUUUGCCAGAGGAAACAUGCAAUCAGUUGCGGUCGGUUCUAAAAUGAAGCCAGUCCUAUCGAAGACCUUUUGCGGUAGCCAUGCGUAUGCCAGUCCGGAAAUACUGAAAUCCAUUCCAUAUCAGCCGCAGCUAUCCGACAUUUGGGCAGCUGGGGUAGUGCUCUACACAAUGGUCUUUGGUCAACUGCCUUUUGCCAAUGUAAAUAAUGUUAAUUUUCUUAUCAAGCAAGUAUCUGCCGGACCCACCUUCCCGAAGGACCGUUGUGUCAGUGAUGAGUGCAAGUAUUUGAUUAAACAAAUUAUGCGGCCUGCAGAUGUACGCGUGUCAAUUGAGGAAAUGCGCAGUUUGCCUUGGCUGACCGAAAAUGACUCAGGCUACGACGAAUCAAGCCAGGAGAAAAGAAUGAAGCUUGAUCCUGCUAGUGGAGGGAUUACUGCGGUGACCAAUAACAACAAACGUUACGAUCCUACUCUCGCUGGCAACCUUGAUAAGAAGAACAACAAUAAUGAUAAUUCUAGCGGCAAUAACAGCAACAACAACAGCAAUCUUCAUACAUCAUUGCGUGUAUUGAAGCGAAAAAGGGCAGUGCCGAAAUAAGUUUUGCCAUUUGUUUUUUUUUUGUUUUUAUUACGAAAUAACGAUAUUUCGAUUUUUGAUCACUUGAGUUCCAAAAUUGAGAGUAAACUCUGGUUUUACAUUUUCCAAAUGCAAAUACCAUAUAUCAUUUUCAUCAUAAAAGAUGAAUUAAAGAUUACAUGGUAUGGGUCUUUUUGCUAUAUAGAUAUUUCGAUUAAUCGUUCGAAUCAAAUCAUUCCAUCCGGUGAUCAGGAAUUGCAGGACAAACAUAGACAUUGCAAAUACUGUUAAUAAAUCUGUUUUGUUAUCUAUUCCGAGCA
This is a messenger RNA of Ochlerotatus camptorhynchus, 1617 nucleotides long. RefSeq names its product testis-specific serine/threonine-protein kinase 3-like. The record is from RefSeq and is a predicted model, not a curated record. The transcript is spliced from 4 exons. Bases 170 to 1318 code for a protein of 382 amino acids. Gene Ontology annotation, biological process: protein phosphorylation; intracellular signal transduction. Gene Ontology annotation, cellular component: cytoplasm. Gene Ontology annotation, molecular function: protein serine/threonine kinase activity; ATP binding. Lineage: Eukaryota; Metazoa; Arthropoda; Insecta; Diptera; Culicidae.